Messenger RNA from Linum tenue, 1872 nucleotides. The record is from the annotation of a GenBank genome assembly. Lineage: Eukaryota; Viridiplantae; Streptophyta; Magnoliopsida; Malpighiales; Linaceae.
ACGCCAUUUUUGUUUUUCUCUCACCGGCAGUGUAGAACCAGGUAAAAACAGCCAACCACUUCGAAUCCCCUCCGAGGAGAAAUCACAAUUCACAACACGAUGUUCGGAAUCUCUUACGGCGAACUCUUCCUCUUGCUAGGAGCCACCGCCGCUCUGAUCGGACCAAAAGAUUUGCCUGUGAUAGCGAGGACUGGAGGGAGGCUAGUUGGUCGAGCGGUUGCUUACGUUCAAUUGGCCCGCGGCCAGUUCGAGAGUUUAAUGCAGCAGUCUCAAGCUCGUCAGGUUCACAAGGAGCUUCAAGAUAAGAUGACUCAGCUUGAAACCAUACUUUAUGAGAUCAGAAGCGCUUCUACUUUGAGACCUGGACCAAUGACUCGGAGGAUGAUUGAUGAUCUUGCUGAUCCAUCUGCUGCUGCUGAUGGCAGUGGAGUGGCUGAAACUUCCGGUGUAGUAAAUGUUUCAACAGCUACUGUCUCUCGGAUUUCAAACGACCAAUCUCGUUCUGAGAGUAUAUCCGCAACUACGGUCUCCAAGAUCUAUGCUUCUUCAUUAGUCUCGGAUUCAUCCAAUGUGCACAGCCAAGCAACUGCUUAUGCAAGGUUGGCAGAAUCUGCAGCCGUUAAGGCUAGUUUGGACUCGGAACAGAAGAUUGAUGGUCCAGGUCUCCUUCAUGUUUUGCCUGUUUCGGCUGAAAGUACUGGAAUGCUACCUAAUCGUCAGGGUAGUACUGCUUACUUGAGCUCUGUUAUUACUGUAUAUGUUGGAUGCCUCUUGCCAGUUUCCUACUGCUUUCAGUUUAAAAUUGGAACCACGUACUAUAUUCUUACUGAAGAAGUGUCCCUAUUAAUUGUAAUUGCAGAUAAACUGAAUGGAUCAGACAUUAUGUUGGAAGCUAUAGUAGAGGCCGAGGUGGCUCACAAUGCUAAACGUUUCUUUGCCCAACCUGAAAAUCAAAUAAAGCAAGACGGCGAGGUCGAGAAGAGAUAGAUAUCGUCCGUUUUUUUCCCAAAGCAUGGUGAGGGACUAUGGGUAUGGGAAACUUAUGCAUGUAGGUCAAUGUGAUCAACAUCAGAUGCACGUCAAGCAUUGAAAUAUGAAGUCCUGCAUUAUUAUGAUGUCCUCAGCGAGCUAGCAUGGGCAACCUAACCCAUCUUUGAUAUGUGAAUGGUGGCAAUGCAUAACAGAAGAUUUAACAUCAUCGUUAUGGAGGGUUUUUGGUACAAUAAUGAAGAUGGCUGAUCUUCAAUCGACAGAUUGACAUUUUGAUCUUCUUGGUAAGCACCGGUUUUGUACUAACGGUACUCGAACAAUUUGAGUAUCAGUGUCCAUAUAAGAGUUACUGCAUUACUGCAUCACUGCAUCAUUUAGAUACCCAAAAAUAACUGGAUCACUGACACGGCAUCUCCCCCUUUCUUGGGUUGAUCUGUUUGUAAAGAUGGAGUGGGACGGAACAUGUUAGGUGAAAGAGCAAAUUGGCCGUCAUAUUAAAUUCUGGUGCGUUUACUCAGUGAUGUUAGAAUUCUGUUGACUUUUGUUCUGGUCAAGCAUUUGAUGAUUGCUUGCUGCAUUUGCUUUCCACAGUAUACAAACUAUACAUGUUUAUCUUUGCCUGUUGUUGACUCUGAGAGUGAGAGAGUCUUUUGUGGUGCAUCAGUCGACACACUUUCAGGUGGCAGAAAUUUAGCAGCUGGAGUAUCUGAUUGAUUCAUAGAUUAAGGUAAAAGUAUUUAUCAAAAGAAACAAAUUCCAAAUGAGGUUUGGAUGAUAGAGAAAAGGUUAGGUACUUGGUGUACUCGUAUUUAGUUUUCAUUGGAACAUGAAGUUUUAUUUGGCAUUACAAGUUGUAAAACCUUGCUAUUUGCUUAUACGCUC